Messenger RNA from Maniola jurtina (meadow brown), 4135 nucleotides. RefSeq names its product transcriptional regulator ATRX. Lineage: Eukaryota; Metazoa; Arthropoda; Insecta; Lepidoptera; Nymphalidae. The transcript is spliced from 7 exons. Gene Ontology annotation, molecular function: metal ion binding. The coding region runs from base 154 to 2664 and encodes 836 amino acids. The record is from RefSeq and is a predicted model, not a curated record.
GUUCUUGACUCUUGUCAAUGAUUCAAUUUGCAAGAAAGCAGGUUUUUAUUUCAUGGAUUUCUCAAUAUUAUUUGAUAAUUUUUAACUACCUGUCGAUAAUCGUGAUCAUUUUCUGAUUUUUAGUGAAUCAAAUUGGUACUAUAUAAAUUCGUGAUGGCUUGCGUUGAAGCACCAUCGGUAAAUGCUGAUUCGGAAAUGGAAGAGGGUGAAAUAGUGGACGAAGUCGAUGACCUCUCGGAUAUAUCUUCGGAAGAAGAGUUCUUGCUACGGCAGAGGCUACAAGUGUUGGAAAAUUAUAACAAUGUUUUAGAACGCAAGGAGGCUAAGCGGACGUCAUUUGGGUCAGGUACACAACAAAGAGUUUUAUAUUAUCAAUCUGAUGUUUCUGGUGCAGAUGCAGAUAAUGGCAUUUCAAAAUUGACUUUAAGGAUUACAAGAGAACAAAAACCCUCUAAACCUCAACAAAAACAAAAGAGAUCAAAACAAAAUGUUAAAGAAAGCUCAAAGAUUAAGGAGCACAGGAGAAAAAAUCACCGCAUUAAAAAGAAAAUUACCAUCAUUAGUGAUAGUGAAACAAGUGAUGUUUCCGAAGAUGAAUACAGAAAUAAAAGACGUAGGUUAGAAGAUGCUGUAUCUUUAAGCAAGAUAAAACAGGACACAACAACUUUAAGAGACCGUAUUACUAAAAUGCUAUGUGGAUCCAAAGCUGAAAGCCCUCAUAUUGAGGUCCUUGCUAAAAUAUCUGAGAGUCCAGAAAUACCUAAAGUAUUUGAAACAGAAAAUAAUAAUGAACACACUAAUAUAGUUCCUGAGAACAAGUUACAGGAAAAAUCAGACCUAGUUGAACCUUUACAUGUUAGUACAGAAAAAGAUUUAAAAGAUAAGCAAAAUAAAAGUCCACAAGAUGUAGUCGAUCCUGGAGUUAUCGAAAGAAAAGAAGAUUCACAAAGCGAUGAAGACCUAGAACUACUACGGCAGCUGGCACUAAAAACAAAGACUGUAAAAUUAAUAUCAAAUGAGAAAAUAUCCACUGAAAUCAGACCAGCCAUAUUAUCAGAAGACGAAGAUAGUGAUACUGCAGAAUUGAGAAUGAUUUGCUUGAAAUCUGCUUUUUUGAAAAAAGCUAUUGAAAUAAAGCAAAAGCAGAAGCUACAAAAGAGACUUUCACAGUCUUCUAUUGUGCCAGAUGAUUUUGAUAUACAAAAAGCUGAGAAUGAUAUAAACGUGGAUAAUAAUACGGACAUUGAAUCUGUUGAUAUGGAUAUCGGAUCUGAUGCUGAAGACAAAGGAAAGAUUAUUAAUGAUUGCCUUAAUAAAAAUGAAAUCAAAUCAAACAGCGCAGAAGGCGAUAAAGCAAUUUCUGGAGAACGUGAUAUAUCAAAAGAUGAAUUAGAUGAUGAUGAAGAUUUACUGAGAGCAAAGUUACUAACUUCUCUUAGUAAAAAUCUCCCUAAUCUUGUGGAGCUAAAUGUAGAUACUGUUGUGGGUAAACCAGACACUAAGUCUGAAAACACUGCAAAGGAACAACCAAAACAAGAAGAAAAAAAGUUUAUCAUUGAACUAGGAGAAUCUGAUUCUGAAGGUGAAAAUGAAGCAACAAAAAAUUUGACAAAAAUGCAUAUGAAAUUAUCAGAACAACAGGAGUUCCAGAACAAAUUAGAUCUCUUCUUAAAGUCGACACGAAUGGAAGUAGAAAAAAACAAAUUGCCAGAUGUUGUUCAAGAGCCUGUACAAAAACCACCAGAAAAGUUUGUUGCCAAGGCUAUGAAUCAUUUGCCGAAAUCCGAGCAGAUUGAGUACAGAAACCUAGUCAAGAGAAUGGCUGAAUUAGAAAAAUUGAAACAAGCUAGGCAGAACACAAUUGCUAAAAUUCCAAUUGUUAAAGAAACUCUUAAGCCUAGAAAUAUGUCACUGGAAGCUUAUAAAAUAGCUUAUGCUAAAAAAAUUGAAGAUAGAGUCGCCCAGUCGAGGAAGAAGAUUGCAGAGGAAUCAGAAAAAAUGCUCAAGUUAAAGGAAGAAGCUACAAAAUUAUCUCAGCGAUAUAAAAUUGUUGCUACCGAACUUCGUAAUAUCGCUACAGCUAUAACUAUAAAUAAAAAACAGCAAAGAGUGGUACAGAACGCUUUAUCUAAAAUAAGACAUCAGCAUCAAAUGCUGAUCAAAAGCUCACCUAUGAAACAUUCCAGCAGCCAAAACAUGCGAAUAGGUCGACCACCUGACAAAAUUAUAACUACAGCUAAAUUGCAAAAAGAAAAUGAUCCAUCAAAAGAAGAACACAAAAACUCCACCAUUUUAAAAUCAGUUAAAGUUAGUGUCGUUAAUAAUCUUAGCAACAAUAACGUAGUUCACCCAAGACUGUCAGUUCAACUAGAUAUUAGUAACAACAAGAAAGUUGUCAAGAUGCCAAAGAGUCCACUAAAAGACAGAGUAGUCGAUAUUAAAAGGAUAAGUCCUGAAAAAACUAAUAAUGAUUUAAAAAAUGAGGAAUUAGUUAAUAUGUCAAUAGCAAAAAAAGAAACAGCAAGAAGUAAAGAGGAGACUGAAACAUAUGUGGUUUCGACGGAUGCAAAUGAUUAUAAAUCGCCAUUAGAUUCUUUGCAGUGCAAAAAGUAUGCUAAAAAAACGAGAAUCUAUAUACAUUCGAACUAUCGUAACCGCGACUGAAUGAAUAAUAUGUGGAUGGCCACAUGCGUACGAACAUCAGCGGCCUGCGCUGCGAUGUAAGUAUGCAUUAAACUGUCCACAGGUGUUGUCAACUCUUCGUAACUGUUCUAAACUGAAUGCUUUUCAGCUGGCAGGAGGACCCGAACGGCGUCCUGUGCCCUUUCGAGGUCGGCGGCAGUUGCAGGGACCCCGAUUGCAAAUACCUCCAUCCCAAAUCCCAUAAAAUCGAAUGACGCCACACAAAACACACACACGUAUGCAGACACUGCCACACAUUCACAAAUACUCACACUCGUUACUUAUUACCCGUGUUUGUCUUCCUCUUUCUACAUACUAUCCCUUAUGUCUUCAAUCGCCUAUGGACACCAUUACGUGUAAAGUAUUUAUGUAUUUUUUCCUUUAUACCUACAUAAUUUAUUUUUCUUAAUGCAUGUCCAGUAGUCCGCCAUUUUCUUUUUAUUUUAUGAAUUUUACACUAAAGUACCUGAUUCCCAUGAUUUCAUUCAUGAUAUUUUAAUGAAAUAAGUUUGGUAAAGAUAUUGGUUAUAAAUUGCUCACUUUAUCCUAUAUUACUGUACUAACCCAUUUGCAUAGGUAGUAAUGAUCAUCAUAUUACUAUCAACAAAUAAUAAUUCAUUACUUUAUAAUAAUAUGAAUAGAUAAAGAUAUCUGCCGAUGCAUAAGUUGAAUCGAGGCUCAAGGCAUAUCAUGGCAGAGUCGAAGAUAAGCGACAUGUCUUUUCUUAAAUGUUUCAGAGUAAACUGAAUCUUAUCUCCCUUACGUAAUGGGCAGUUUAGAUAAAUCCAAAUCCAUACUUAAUGUUUUAAAUGCGAAAGUGUGUCUGUUUGUCUGUCUGCCUGCUAGCUUUUCACGGCCCAUCCGUUUAACCGACUUCGACGAAAUUUACUACAGGGAUAGCUUGCAUCCCAGGGAAGGACAUAGGCUACUUUUGGUCCCGGAAAAUCAAAGAGUUCCCAUGGGUUUUGAAAAACUAUAAUCCAUAGGGACGAAGUCACGAGCAUCAUCUUCUAGUAAUAAAUAAAUAAAUAACGUACCUAGUGGAGAAAAGGUUCAGUUUACUUUGCAACAUGUAAAAAAAGACUCAUCGCGUUUUUUCAUCGGCUUGCCGUAAUAGCCUUUAUUUACACUAACAAUAGAGUUUGCCAUCUGAAUUAUAAUAAUUUUUAUUUUAUCCAUUGUGUAUUCUAAUUUUUUUAUUUACAUUAAUCUAUGCCAUUCUAGUUGCUGUCAACAGUCGAACAGCGUUGCUUCAGGAGUGGUAAGUGACGAAACUUUCUAGUGAUCUAAAGUAGUGAUUUUAUAGACAAGCGCGCGUCUAUAAAUUAAAAAAAAAACUUGACGUUUUGGUCCAGUGUCGCCGGACCCCGGGUCGUGUCCAGCUUUAAGGGUAAACUGUGUUUGUGGACUAUUCAUAUCGAUUUAACGUUAUUUAUUAUAAUUCGUUUAAGUA